This is a messenger RNA of Cordyceps fumosorosea ARSEF 2679, 1179 nucleotides long. Its product is annotated as Zinc finger domain-containing protein, PARP-type. The coding region runs from base 1 to 1179 and encodes 392 amino acids. The record is from RefSeq and is a predicted model, not a curated record. NCBI's taxonomy places the organism in Eukaryota, Fungi, Ascomycota, Sordariomycetes, Hypocreales, Cordycipitaceae. Gene Ontology annotation, molecular function: zinc ion binding; DNA binding. The transcript is spliced from 5 exons.
AUGCCGCAAUAUCGCAUUGAAAUUUCCCCCAACAACCGUGCCGGGUGCAAGGACGCCGUCUGCAAAAAGGGCGCGAUCAAGAUUACCAAGGGCGAGAUACGAUUUGGCACCUGGGUCGAAAUUGACGGACGCGGCAGCUGGUCAUGGAAGCACUGGGGAUGUGUGUCGGGCGAGCAGAUGCAGCGUCUGCACGACCAGUGCAGUCAAGGCGACGAUGAGUGGGACUUUGAAGAGAUUGAUGGCUACGACGAGCUCGAGGCCAACGCCGAGGUGCAGGACAAGGUCCGUCGCUGCGUGAAGCAGGCGCACAUUGACGCCGAGGAUUUCAAAGGUGAUCCUGAAAAGAACAAGCCCGGCCAAAAGGGCAUCCGGCUCAACGCCAAGGAGAGGGCCGCUCUCGAAAAGGAUGACGAAGAGCCCAAAACCAAGAAGCGCGGUCGCGACGGCAAGGCCAAGGGCAAGAAGGCGAAAGCGGAGGAUGACGAAGAUGAGGACGCGCCACCCGCCAAAAAGGCAAGGGGGAAGAAGGCAAAGGCAGCUGAUGACCAGGAUCAAGAUGAGCCACCUGCCAAAAAGCCCAAGGGCAAGAAGGCCAAGGUAGCCGACGACGACGACGACGAUGAGCCCCCCGCCAAAAAGACCAAGGCUGCUGCGAAAAAGACCAAGACCAAGGAUGAAGACGGCGAAGACGACGCGCCUGUGACCAAGGCCAGUGCCGGUCGCGGCAGAAAGGCCAAGGUGACCAAGGAAGAGGCCGACGACGACGAACCUUCUCCUGCUAAGAAGACCAAGGCCACGCCCAAGGCGAAAAAGGCGAAGCAGGUCGACGAGGAAGACGAGGAGAACGAAGCUCCUCCUACGGCAAAGGCCAAGAUGACCAAAGGUAGAAAGUCUACGCAGGCAGUCAAGGAGGAGGACGAUGAAAACGAGCCCCCCUCUGCCAAAUUGUCCAAGACUACACUCAAGGCCACUCCCAAGGCCACCCCCAAGGUCAAAAAGUCUAAGCCUACAGUCGAAGACGGGGAAGAGGACGAGGAUGUGGCUGAGGCUGAGGCUCCUCCCGCCAAAAAGACCAAGACCUCGAGGGCCAGAAAGUCGGAGCAGGUCAAUGACGAUGACGCGGAAGCGGAGCAGGAGAAGCCCAAGCCCAAGCGCCGCGGCCGUCCGUCCAAGGCAUAA